GCCUCACUGUGGUACACGGUCGAAUAUGCGCAGCUGUUACUCCCGAGGGCUCUCAUGAACAAACAGGAGACUAUUUCCUGUUAGCAACGGACGCUUGUGCCUUGUUUCCAAGACGCAAAAGGGACUGUCUCUGUCACAACCUAAAAAUGGGAGAACAGCUGAAAUUUAUCGUUGAGCACUUGAACAAAGAACCAUUCAAGAAAAACUUUAAUCUCAUCACAUUUGACUCAGUGGAGCCAAUGCAACUGCUGCAGAUCCUCAAUGAUGUUCUUGCAGAAAUCGACCCAAAGCAAGGAAUUGAUAUCCGUGAAGAGUCGAAUGAACAGACAGCAAAGAGAAUGUUUAAUAUACUGGGAAUGCUUAAAUACAAACCUCCUGGAAAUGUGUCUGAUCCGAGUAGUUUCAGACAGGGCCUGGUCAUCGGCAAUAAACCGGUGAUCCACCCUAUCCUUCACUGGCUACUACAGAGGAUCACAGAGCUGAAGAAGAGGGCUUACCUGGCUCGCUUCCUGGUUAAACUGGAGGUGCCAGCGGAGUUUCUGCAGGAUGAUGUCGUCACUGACACCUAUAGUCAGUAUGAAGAACUUGUCGAAGCGUUCAAGACCUACCACAAGGAGAGCGAGCAGCUGAAGAUCUCUGGAUUCUCCACGGCAGAGAUCAGAAGGGACAUUGGUGCCAUGGAGGAGGAGAAGGACCAGCUGAUCAAGCGGGUGGAGAGGCUGAGGAAGAGGGUGGAGUCGGUGUCCAACCACCAGCGGAUGUUGGAGCUGGCUAGACAACUUCGUGUGGAGAAGGAAAGAGAGGAGUCACUGGCUCAACAGAAACAGGAGCAGAAGAACCAGCUCUUCCAGGCUGAACAAAGACUGCAGAGGUCUCAGCUGCAGCUAAAAGACCUGCGACAGACAGCAGCAGAUGCCAAGCCAGAAAGUUUAAUGAAGAGGCUUGAAGAGGAGAUCAAGGUGAACGCCUACAUGGUGUCUGACAAGCUCCCCAAGGAGCUGGAGACGAAGAGGCGCAUGGUGCAGUACCUGCAGAAGGUGGUGUCUGAGCCGGCCAUGGGCCAGGCGGAGCUACAGGAGCUGGAGCACAAGAUUCGAGAAACCAACGUCCAGAUAAAUCAGCUGAUUGAGAAGAAAAUGAUGAGGAACGACCCCAUGGAUGACAAACUGUCACUCUUCAGACAACAGGCCUCCAUCAUCGUGCGCAAGAAGGAGGCGAAGGCGGAGGAGCUGCAGGAGGCGCGGGAGGAGCAGCUGGGAGCAGAGAGGGAGCUCACCCAGAAGAACAGCCAGGCUCGAGACCUGGUCGGGGACCACGUGAUCCGGGGAGAUGAGUUUAAGCGUUUCGUUGCUAAGCUGCGCAGCAAGGGUACGGUGUACAAGAAGAAGCGUCAGGAGAUCGCGGAGAUGAAGGCCGAGUUUGGAGUCCUGCAGCGGACCGAGGAGGUCCUGAGGCAGAAACACGAGGCGGGGCAGCAGCAACUGCAAUCUGUGGAGGCUCAAAAGGGGAUCUCAGGCUACAGCGACACCAAGGACGAGCUGGAGAGGGUAUCAGCCAUCAAGAGCGAGCUGGAUGAGAUGAAGGGCCGCACGCUGGAUGACAUGUCUGAAAUGGUGAAGAAGCUCAACUCUGUGAUCGUGGAGAAGAAGUCUGCCCUGGCGCCCGUCAUCAAGGAGCUGCGGCCCCUCAGACAGGAGUGUCAGGAGCUCACCCAGGAGUAUGAGGAGAAGAAGGCGCAGUAUGACAGCUGCUCUGCAGGCCUGGAGAGUAACCGCUCCAAACUGGAACAGGACGUGCGGGCACUGAGGGAGGAGAACGCGCAGGAGGAAAACCGAUACCACUACGUCAACUGCAUGAAAGAGAUCAUUGAGAUGCAGAGGCAGCGGGCCGUGGACGAGAUGAAGGCCUAUGUGUCUCCUGACCCCCAGGAGCGGAGGAAGGCCAUCAGGGAACAGUAUAUGAAGAACAUCGGGGAGCAGGAGUCCCUGGGCAAGAAGCUACGCGAGAGUCAGAAGGCUGUGCGGGAGAGCCACGGCCCCAACAUGAAGCAGGUGAAGAUGUGGCGCGACCUGGAGCAGCUGGUGGACUGUAAGCGCCAGUGCUUCCUCAGGGCCCAGAGCCAGGCCUCCAUAGGUCAGGUGAUCCAGGAGGGGGGAGAGGAUAGGCUGGUGCUGUGAGGGGACCGUUUCGGUUGUAUCAACUCUUUUGGUGUUAGUAGUACCAAGACCCUGACCUAGAACAAGCCAAGGAGCUCUCAACCACUACAUAUGGUACUACAGACAAUCCAUGUCUAAUGAAAUGGAGAUGGGUUAGAUCAUUACUCUACAUAUUUAAAAAUACUUUUUACUAUACUGUUUAAAUACUGUUUCUUAUUUAAAUGAUUUCAUUAGUCCGUUAGCUUGUUGUAAUUGACGUAAGCAGUGGGGAUCUUGGUGAAAAUGUUUUCGCUGCAGAAUCUUACUGUAAGAUUGGUCCAAUUACAAAGAAUCUUUAUCUCUGACUGAAUCAUAUGAUUGAGUGGAGCUCCCUGGUUUGAAAGUGGAGAUAACACGUGAUUCUGAGAGUGCAAGUGGGUUAAGAAGAUGACAUUUCCUUUGCACCUUGGCUUCAAAAAAAUUCACAGCCUCAAUUUGAACACAUCUUUAAGAAUACAGCUGCUAACAAUGUGUCUAAAGAUAACAGAGUACAAAGUGUUGCACUUAGGAAGAGGCUGCACUGUGCUAUAUUGGGAAUCAGCAGAUAUGACCUUGGCAGCAAAGCUGGCCAAUUUUGGAAUUCUACAGGACCUCUGUCAAAUCAAAGCAGCCAGGGCAGUAAACUCUUUUUUUUGUCUGGCAUAGUGUACCAUUUAUUAGUGAAUUUCAUUUUCUAUAUUUAAAUGUUACGCUCCUACUUUUCAACAGAAUGAGAAAUGUUCUUUCUUUAUUUGGACAUAAGGAUUUUGGAAAGUUGUAUUGUAUUUUUUCAAUAAACAAAAGCUAUAUUAAUACAAAAAUUAAAUUGACUCACAGGUUUAUUAGUGCAGAAGAAAACUUCCAUGCCAUGCCUAUUUUUAUCUAGCAAUUAUAAUUGUGUGCGUUGUUUCCACCUACGUAUUAAACUAAACCGUACAAUCUG
Osmerus eperlanus (European smelt) is the source of this 3117-nucleotide messenger RNA. RefSeq names its product intraflagellar transport 81 homolog (gene ift81). Gene Ontology annotation, cellular component: centrosome; cilium; intraciliary transport particle B. NCBI's taxonomy places the organism in Eukaryota, Metazoa, Chordata, Actinopteri, Osmeriformes, Osmeridae. Gene Ontology annotation, molecular function: tubulin binding. Bases 147 to 2177 code for a protein of 676 amino acids. The transcript is spliced from 19 exons. Gene Ontology annotation, biological process: cilium assembly; intraciliary transport. The record is from RefSeq and is a predicted model, not a curated record.